Molecule: messenger RNA, 600 nt
Organism: Penicillium atrosanguineum
Lineage: Eukaryota; Fungi; Ascomycota; Eurotiomycetes; Eurotiales; Aspergillaceae
Product: GNAT family N-acetyltransferase
Exons: 1
Coding region: 1-600 (199 amino acids)
Molecular function (GO): acyltransferase activity, transferring groups other than amino-acyl groups
Source: RefSeq, a predicted model, not a curated record
AUGGAUCUCUUUCCACAAGAACCGUACCGUUCCGCUCGUCUCCUCUACCGUGCCCCAGAGGAAACCCCGGCGGACGAUGUCUUCUUCCAAGCUCUCUACGGCGACCCCUCAAUCGGGUCUAUGGCCUCGCGUGCCCUGCAACGGCCGCUCAGCACCAAGGAGCGGAAGGAGAUACGAGCCAAGGCCGAAGCUUCGAUGUUCUUGUCAGUCCUGAUAUGCAUCAUCCCAGAUGAAGGCUCCGAUAAGGAGCCCGAGGUGAUUGGUGCGAUCUAUUUGAAAGAACAAGCUCCCCUUUUCACACACAAUCGCACUCACGAUUUCGGAAUUACUAUUGCACGCCAAUACCAGAACAAGGGGUAUGGGCCGGAGGCUAUAUCGUGGAUGCUGGAUUGGUCUUUUUUGACUGCGGGGCUGCACCGCGUCGAACUGACGGUCUAUGAGUGGAACGAGAGGGCACAAAAGGUGUACCAGAAGCUUGGAUUUGUUACUGAGGGACGUAGGCGGGAGUGUUUGUGGAAGGGCGGGAAGUGGUGGGAUUGUAUCCAUAUGGGCAUUUUGGCGCAUGAGUGGGAGGCGAAGAAGAAAACUGCUGAUUCCUGA